CGGGCACGCGAGCUGCCUCCUCUCCGUCACUUCCGUCUCCUCCUCAGCAGAGCAAGAUGGCGACAGCAGUAGAGAGAGUAGAUGGAUGUGUCGGGUCCUUGGACUCGGACUCGGUGUCACCGAGACAGUCCAGCCCGCCGCCGGAGCAGACGCACCAGAACAACCCGCUGCUGGGUCUGCCCAUCGUGGCCAUCGAGACCAUCCUCAACUUCAUGUCCUACGACGAGAUCAGCCUGCUGCGCUCGGUAUGUAAGCGCAUGGACAUUAUCUGCCAGCGUGUCCUGAACCAGGGCUUCCUGAAGGUGGAGCGUUACCACAGUCUGUGCCAGAGGCAAGUCAAAGCCCAGCUGCCCAGACGAGAGUCGGAGAGGAGAAACCAUUCGCUGGCCCGUCACGCUGACAUCCUGGCUGCCGUGGAGACACGCCUCUCUCUGCUCAACAUGACCUUCAUGAAAUACGUCGACUCCAACCUCUGCUGCUUCAUCCCUGGAAAGGUGAUAGAUGAGAUUUACCGCGUGCUGCGCUACGUGAACUCCACUCGGGCCCCCCAGCGAGCUCACGAGGUCCUGCAGGAGUUGAGGGAUAUCUCCUCCAUGGCCAUGGAGUACUUCGAUGAGAAGAUCGUUCCCAUCCUGAAGAAGAAGCUGCCGGGGGCCGACCUGUCCGGCCGCCUCAUCGGCUCCACACCAGUGGCAGGUCCGUCUACCUCCCUGACCACCAUGUCCCUGCUGGCCAAGAACACGCCGUCGCGCUCCGAGAUGACCAAGGUGCAGCAGCAGGUGAAGGUGAACGGGGCGUCGAUGACGGUACUGCGGAGGGAGAUGCAGGAGAUCCGCGUCAAGCAGCUGGAGCAGCAGAAGCAGCUGCAGGACCAGGAGCAGAAGCUGCUGGAACAGACCCAGGUGAUCGGCGAGCAGAACGCCCGCCUUGCCGAGCUGGAACACAAGCUCCGCGAACUGAUGGACAGCAGUGCCAUGGGAGGACCCAGGACCGGCACGACCGCCCCUUCCACAUCCAGCGCCGCCGCCGUGUCUUCCACUGUCGCCGGCGCCUCCGGUACCGUGGUCGCGGCCUCUCUAUCCAGAGAGCCAGAAGGAGAGGGGGGGUCAUCCCUCAAACGUACCAGAAAGAGCUCAGACCUCCCACGACAGUCCAAACGGCUGCGCAGCAAGAAAUAAGAGACUCAGUGUGUCAUUUAGUUGAAGUUUUUGUUUUUUGGUUUCGAGGUCUGACUGAUCACACCUUCUACCCAAUCCUCCCCCCGCGUCACUGCCCACCCCACCAUCAACUGUACCGUCUGUGAGAUGAGUCAGGAGUAUCUCCCCCCUCCCCACCCCAUCCACUAAAUCAGAAUAUAGGCAGGUGGUGGUGCAGCUAAGACUAUUUAUUGAAGGUUCCAUUAAAAUGACUGUAAAGCUUUUUAAUGUAGAUGCUUUUCUAAGAGGCUUAUAUGUUUGCAAAAAUUAGUAUGGCUAAACAGCAGAAAUUCAGAUGGUCGGUAAACCUGGUCUAACAGAAGUCACAUUGUACGUGUUAUUAAUGUAGUUCCUAGUUUCUGAAAUCAAAUCUACCAAGAGAUUUGAUUUCAGAAACGUACACGAUUAAAAGGAUAUCACAGUAAAAACACAGAGUCAUGACAGUCCUUACAUCGCAAAAUAAGACCUAAUUGAAGUUGCAUGUUAUGGGUAAUCUAGGUAAUCUCUGGGUGAUCUCCUUUCCAUUUUCACACGGGUAGGAAGUCUAAAUCCAUAAAGCAUUCAUUUCAUUCACACUUGUUUCUUCCUAACUUUGGCUAAGUGCAAUACAAUUCAUCUAAGAAGUGAGAGGUAAUUCAUUUUCCUUACCAGUUGGUCUAUCCAAAAUUGCUUCUCAGAUCAGUUCAGUUCGAUCUGACCAGUUUUUGAAUCGGCAUAAAAAGGAAGGAUGGGGGUCUUAAAGAAGGAAAAAGGCAGUUUGCAUUAAUCUUGACUCUUGGGUUUCCAGCGAGGGUGCGCCUGAAAGCACCCGGUGUUCCUGCUUGUCUUUGACUCUAUGAGCUGUGCUGAGGAGGACAAAGAAACUAUAGAACUGCUCUCCAAAUAUCCUUUUAGGAUCAUACCAGUGUUUUUUUUUUACAUAUUUCAGCCUAUUUAAUACAAAUAAUGCCCAGCUCAGUAUAGCCCAACAUUGUAUAAAGUACACUAAAGAGUGUUACAGUUUUCUGAACAGCCGUUUAUUUCCUUUCAUUUCACCGCAGAAACGUGCACGUCAUGACUUUGAAAAAAACAACAUGGCAGCUGUUCCUGGAAACGUUCAGAUCUCUCUGCCUAAAAAAUCGGACAAAAUCUAUUAACUCAAGGUCCACUUACUAGCUUUUUUUCAGAGCUUUCAACCACCAACACGGUCUCCACCAUUGUAAAUAGUAGUUUGAAAGGUUGUGAGUCGACCUUGAAUCUAAAAUACUAUGUCAAAUUAUAAAGUUUGACGAAAUAUUGCUUUUUUUUGCGACAUUUUCAACCAUUUCUAAGAGUCUUCAUCAGUGCAUGACAUGAGCAAACUUAUCUGCUAAUGAAGACCUUGAGAUGUUGUUGAAAGCUCUAGAAAAAGCUUGUAGGUGGACUUUGAGUUGAGAGUAUUUUGUCACAUUGGAAUUAGUGGUUUGAAGACUGUGAGAUGUUGUGGUUGAAAGCUCUGGCAGAAGAAGCUAGUAUGUGGACCUUGAUUUAUAGUUUUCAUCAAACUUCCUACACAACCUAUCUUUUUUUUCCAGAGCUUUCAGCUUCAUCUCAAAGCCUUCAGUGGAGUUUGGUGUAUUUCCAAGGUCAAGAAUAAACAGUUUUGGAGUUUCUAGAGGCUGCGUUCGGGAUCGCAUACCAACUCACUGCGUGCUACAUCCUCUAUCUGUAUGUACUGCCUUCUAAAUGAACGAUUAAAGGAACCGUGUUCAGCAUGUAGAGGGAUCUAUUGGCAGAAAUGGAAUAUAAUAUAAAUAAACAUGUUUCCUUUAGUGUAUAAUCACCUGAAAAUAAGCGCCGUUGUGUUUUCGUUAGCUUAGAAUGAGCCGUUUAUAUCUACAGAGGGAGCGGGUCCCCUCUUCACAAAGCCGGCCAUCAUGUUUCUACGGUAGCCCAGAACGGACAAACCAAACACUGGCUCUAGAGCGGGACAUCAUAGUUCUCCUAUACGCUUGGGACACGGGAAAAGUUUCAGUUGGUUGCAAUCUGCAACCUCACCACUAGAUGCUGCUAGAUCCUACACACUGCACCUUUAAGUACGCCAUUACCAGCAGACUGUUCACACUGAAGUGCAUCACAUGACUGUAUCGAUCCCAACGUUACUGGUCCGAGCUAUCGUUGAAUGAAAAUGUAAAUCAACAUCCACUUAUUUGAUCAUUUUCCACUAUUAUUUUAGGGGCAAAUUAAAUUAUGAAAUGUUUUAGUGUUAAAUGUGUUUUCUACAGUACAUUAUAUGUGUGAGCCUUUUUCAUCUAUAACUGUUCCUGAACGUCACUCGCCAUCUUUUGUAAUUAUUUUAUCAAAUAGUUAAUUAUUUAAACUGUCUGCUAUUAGACAGUCUGAAGAGUCGCAAUGCAUUGUGGGGUGGUUGAGUAUACGUCCAUUAAGCUCACAUCUCAUACUCGGAAAUUCUUGCUAACCUAGUAUACAUCCGGGCAUAUCUCACGUAUACAAAAUCCACAUACUAUGCAGUGUGAACGCAGUACUGAGUAGUCCACAGAGCCUGAGUCAGAUCAUCAUGUUAAGUAUUUACAUGAUCAACACUCAGUUUACUCAUUCCAAGGGUGAUUAUUUGUAGUAAAUAGUUGGAAACAGAGAAAAAAACACUUGUAUGGUCCUUAAAAGUCAAAGUAGAAAGUAUGUAAAUUUGAAAAAAAAUAAAGUAUACUGUAUAUGCACUGGCAUUUGAAGAGUCUGUUCAUCCAAAUGACACAUUUUAAAGUCUCCUCCUCUCUAGCUCCAUGCAGAUUGUUUUUGUUUUCUUGUCCAUGUUAAGAGACACCUGUCUCUGAGACUUCUGCCUCCACCUGUAAAUGGGAUGUAGCCUAACAGCAUGGAUGACACCACUGGAAGGAAAUGAGAAAAAAAAAUCUAUUUUUGACCCUAUAAAGUGGCAUCACUUUUUUUUUCUUUUAAAUGUUGUAACACCAACUUUGAAAUUGCAGUUUUAAAAUCAGCCCGCUGAAUUAGUGUUAAGGGUUAGUAAGGGAAAUAGCAGAACUUCUGACUGGUGUGCGGUGACAGUAGAGGGGUGCUAGACAUGUUCUACAUUUGUGCUGGACAGAUCGGCUCAGAGUGAGAUGAGAAGUUCCCCCGGCGUCGUAUCAGCUCCCCCCGUCUGCCUCUUGCCUUGUGAGGCUAUAGGUUAGCUCUGAGCCCAUAUUGUGGCUGUGCUUUUGUUUCCUCUUCUGUUCUUUGGAUGACUUGAACCACUCACGGCAUGACCUUUUCGGGUAAAGAAACUUUGGAGAUGCAGUUCACUUCUCGGUGAAUACUAGCGCGUAUUAUAAUGACACUGGGCAGAAAAGGCACAAGAAGAUGUAAUCUAGUGGCUUAAUUUGAGACUGCGUCUCAGUUUAGAAAAUUGUACCGUAAUCUUUAUGUACUUUACAGUGUUGGUUGUGAAUUAUUCCAUGUAUGUAUAUCAAGAACACUAUCCUUUUGAGUUGGCCAACUUGGGGCCAACUGUACGGUUUUGUUGCACAUAUUGCUGUUACAAAUGUACAAAUCAAACCUAUUAAAAACCCAACUUAUCCACAUA
This is a messenger RNA of Sebastes umbrosus (honeycomb rockfish), 4755 nucleotides long. It is a transcript of the gene fbxo28, whose product is annotated as F-box protein 28. Gene Ontology annotation, biological process: protein polyubiquitination. Bases 57 to 1178 code for a protein of 373 amino acids. Gene Ontology annotation, molecular function: protein binding. The transcript has 5 exons. The record is from RefSeq and is a predicted model, not a curated record. Lineage: Eukaryota; Metazoa; Chordata; Actinopteri; Perciformes; Sebastidae.